Molecule: messenger RNA, 3554 nt
Organism: Suillus paluster
Lineage: Eukaryota; Fungi; Basidiomycota; Agaricomycetes; Boletales; Suillaceae
Exons: 2
Coding region: 168-3287 (1039 amino acids)
Source: RefSeq, a predicted model, not a curated record
GUACUUGAACCAUUUGAAGAACAGGCGAGUCUCCUGGACCCGGUCUCGGUUUCCUUUGUUCUCCCGCGUUACGCGAUCGCUAAUUUUGCCUUUUUCUUUUUUCCCUGGCCUUGAAACAGCAGAGUCAAAGCGUCGGCGUCUUUGACCGUCUUACUACUCAUGAACUUAUGGAAGAACAGCAUCAACCUCAGCGUAAACUUUCUCGAAGAUCCUCUAAAAUUACGUCUGGGAAGUCUUUAUGGCAUAGAAAGUCCACAAAGAAGACCACCGCAGCAGCAACAGAAACCAGUGGUCCUGGGCCUGCAAAGUACCUGGACCUUCAAUCAUCUCAAUCACUCGUUUCCAUGGACUCUUUAAAGGCAAACGACACUUCCGACGAGGACCAGGAUUUACCUUUGUUCAUUUCUCGUUCAAUCAUACCAGACCCCUUGGGUGAACUACCAGCUUGGUUCAAGAAAGAGACCGACAUGGCUGCUGCGAACACUUCAUCCUACAGGAUAAAAUAUCCUUUGCAUAACCCACUCGGUCCCAAGUGGUACAAGAAUUACCACCUUAUUCCCCCAGCUCAACUAAAUCCUGGUAAUCGUCCUCCAUCUGUCUUCUCCCCCUCAUUUCCCCCAAUGGCUUCAUCUCUCAACGACCGUUCAGAGGACUCAAUUCGCUUGCCUGGCCCAAGCCGCUCUCCUUCAGGCACUUCUCUCCAAACUCCAUCUUCAUCACAAAUUCGCAUCCAAGAAUCAGGUGGCAAACCUCGCAGUCGCAAAACUUCUCAGGAUAAUGCUGACUUACUCGACGCCUCUGAUCCAUGGGGCACUCACUGGCAUCACCAGUCCCCCUACGACACUGGCACCAACGUCAGUCCAGUCUCAGUUGAUCCCCCUGAGGGUCGCUCUCGCUCUCGUCUGUCAAGCAUGAACACCGCACCAACUCCAACUCGUCGUAAAACAGUCACUCCUUCUCCACUAUCUCAGUCUACAUCUGCCCUACACACACAACCAUCCGAACCCAAUAUCACGCGUAAACUCAGUAAACGCCGGAAACCCGGACUGACCAACCUCUUCGGGGGACAGGAGAAGGAAGCAGACCCUGCCGCACCUCACCGUGCAUCCACAAUCGCAACCUCCUCACUUCAAGUGCCGGAUACAUCUGCGCGUCGUCACUCCAUUCUUUCUCCCACCACAGUGCCUCCUAAUGCAUCCACUGUAGCGUUAUCAACCCAUUCGUCCUCCAAGAAGGAGCGACGAACAAGUGUCCUAGGACGACUGGUGAGGAAGUUCAGCAUCUUGACGAAGUCUACUCAAGACGCGGGACCGACUAUCAGCGAACGAGCAGAGGAUGAGCCACACGGAGCUGCAUCACCCUCUGACCGUCGUCGCUCUUUUUUCUCCCAACGCCACCCUUCUCCAGAGAAGCCAUCAUUGGAGAAAAAGCACUCGGAUCCAUCCAAGCGCGUACCGCCUCCGCGGAUAGAUCUCGAUUUAAUGACGGAUGGGUUGGGACCCUCAACAGAGUUAGAGCGCGAGAUACCUGAUCACCGCUCGUCUGUCUCGUACGAGAUGCCUUUUUCGCCUGGAAGGUUAACGAUAGCCAACCCAGAUGCGCCGAGUUCUGGAGGGAAUACGCCGAUCAGACAAAGCAUCGCGUUGCCACCUGAGGACCUGCCCGAGCCAAAGUCUCACGUAGAGGCUCCUCCGCUACUACCGCCAGUGCAACCGCGUUACGAGCGGAACGCAAGCAGGGAGGCAAUACCCAGUGGCAAGACAUCGCCCGUGAAACGCAUAAGCCCUACACCCGCACCUUCUGUUCCUGACGUGGUCCGCUCCCCCCCGCAGGUGGCCAGUGUUCAGUCACCACAGCCAUCCGCCUCUUAUCUCUCUCCGUCUGCUCACUCGUUGUCGAUAGGCGCGCCAUCCUUGACUGCGCCCGCGGCCAUCCCAGAGGUCAGAAUGUUCCAUGCUUUCUCCUUCGCCACUACUGCCGCUGGAUCAACGUCGAAUGACUCGCCCUUGUCCAGGGCGUCAGUCCUGGUCAACCCGCCUACGCCAUACGACCCCAACGAGGUACACACAGACCUUCCAUAUGAAAUGCCCCCAAUCGAGAGGGUGUCGAGUAGGGCACCCUCACGAGAGAACUCUCCUGUCAAGAAAGCCGAUGGGGAAGUACGCGUAGCAAAGUCGAACUCUACGACGAGCCGGAAGACGGAGACGUUCAGGUUGAUGCGGAACCCGUCUGACAAGGUUUCGUCGUCUGGGGAUGCUAUCCCUGCCGAGGGCGAGCAUUGGACUGUUGUCAAUUCUUCUGACGCUCCUCGCCGGAGGCGGACAAAGGAGAGGGCAGAGAAGAAUGAGCGAGUGGAAAGGGUAGAAAAGCCGUCGUCGCGGUCUUCGACGAAGGACCGUGAGAGCAGAAGGGAUCAGCGAAGGCACGAGAAGGCAGCUCAAGAAGCUGCAGAGAACCAUGCCCGUGCGAGUAGCCAAGGUCGGACGAAACGUACGAAAGCUGAAGCAGUCGAUUCCAGCUCUCUCUCGGGACGUCCUUCGCGAGCACGUAGCCUCGAUACUUCCCCCCGUCAGAGUGUGCAGCCGAUGGUAUUUACGCUUCAAGGCGAACCACCUCGUCAUCGCAAGAGCGAUGACAGGCCACGCGACUCACACCACUCAAAGUCCUCCCGACCUAAUCCGAGUCCUAUUUCUGGUAUCGCGCGUGUCGAACGCCUCCCCUCGAACGCAACCCGUCCAACCUCUGAGCUGGCAUCUGCUGCAGAUAUCAAUGCCCUUCGCGCACGCGAGGCAUGGGAGAUGGAUCGUUUAUGGAAAGGCAGAAGCAUGUAUCACCAGGAGUCCAACGCAAUUACCUCGCCGUCCGCUCGUGAUUCUCGGCAUGUCAACGGAGAGUUCGUAGUAGAUGGUCCUGGGCACGGUUCGAGUCACACGUCGUACCUCGUCCAGCCGCUGCAAGCACAUCCCAUGCCAGCGAGCGUGUUUUAUGCCAACAUGCCUUCUGCGCCUCCCCCAAUUAUCUAUACUGCCACAUCUCCGUAUGGACAAGUUCUUCAUCAGGGUUCCCACCAACCCACGUACCGAUCACUACCCAACUCCUUUAUGUUCCCUUCUACAGAGAGUUCACCGGCAUCCCCGGCAGAUCCUCCUCGCCAGAACCCUUUGCCGCAUCCCCCACGUGAAUCAACCUAUCAACCUGCGCGCUUGUCAACACAUGCAGAUCGAGGCAGUGGAGCUACCUCAGAUUAUUGGACGAAUAACAAGUACCCGCCAGUGCCUUCACAUUGAUAUACCCGCUUACGAUCACGCAUUUCACGUUCAGUUACAAGUAUCAUACUAACUUAGAUCAUACACGCUUACUGCAACUUUCAUUUUCACCGGGACUUCGUGGUCAGGUGGACUUCUUUUUUUUUUGAUUCGCUUUGAUUCGCUAUUCAGUUAUUGCUUUGGACUUAGACAUUUUAUGUACCAGCUCAAUUAAUUGAGCCCCCCGCAAUACUUCGCCCACGAUUAUUGGUGUUUGCAAUCAAUAGGAUUCCUUCACUACUCUGGAAA